Molecule: messenger RNA, 1500 nt
Organism: Clonostachys byssicola
Lineage: Eukaryota; Fungi; Ascomycota; Sordariomycetes; Hypocreales; Bionectriaceae
Source: the annotation of a GenBank genome assembly
AUGGUUGGUGUGCCUGGCAGAUCAAAGGCCUGCAAGACCUGCCGAAGCCGAAGAGUCAAAUGCGACUUGCAACGGCCCAGUUGUGGCCAAUGCCUGAGACGGCAAGUGGCAUGCGGCGGAUACGAGCGGCAGCUCAUAUUCGUCAAUAACACUUCACAAGAAGUCCCGACCUCUACGUUCAGGCUUGGGAACAAGGCAUAUUCAUCUGCGGACCGUGGAAGUGAAAGAACCCUGACCAGACCGCCUCCGUCGCCGCAAACUAUUCAUCAGCAUGCAUUCGUUUCUAGGGCUUCCGAGGAACGCAUGGUCGGUUGGUUCUGGACCACUUAUCUUCCAAGCGGCCGAUCCGCUUCCAGUGAAUCGGCACCAUUUUCUUUAUACGGCUGGAGCACUGUGAUUCAAGACCUGUACGACAGAAAUAAAAUGGUCCGGGCAGGAGUCUUAGCAAGCGUAUUGGGGAGGAUGGCUGUGGUGGAAAAUAACCCAACGAUCCGCCGAAAAAGCCAUGAGCUAUAUGGAUGGACAUUGCUUUCUUUGGCGAGGAUUCUUCAAGAGCCUUCCAAGCAUCCGUGUUAUCUAAUUCUCUCGGCUCUGAAAUUGUUGGGAUUUUAUGAGCUCAUGUCACCAUCGGAUGAGACUAAUCACCCAAACACGUUCAAAUCGUGGAGCUCGCACGUCACCGGCAAUGCUGCGUUCAUCCUACUGAGAGACCCGAGUGCCUUUAUCGAAGGGCAUGCCCAUAGCCUCUUUGCCGACAGCCGCUAUGGCCAGGCUAUUGUUGGCAUUAAGCUUCGGAAGCCGUCACCAUUAGCCAAGCCAGAGUGGAAAACGAUCCCAUGGAAAACAAUUCAGAAGACGCCCAGGGAUCGCCUGCUCGACAUUAUGCUUGAACUCGGGGGAAUUUAUGCAGAGGUGGACUCCAUCAACGCUUGCAGAGACCAAAAUGCCCAGCAAGGUCGCCGAAGACAGCUGAGAGCAAGAUGCUGGUCACUUUCAAAUGAUCUUCAAAGCUGGGAAGCGGUGUCUGGCCGAGCCACGGUUGAAUUCGCGGAAAGCGUGUUGGAUGCGGGAAAUCAAGCGCACAGCGAUCCCUUAACGCCGGAGAAUCUUUCAAAGGGGAUUCUCAUUUUGAUAUACUGGGCUAUCUGCAUCAUGUUAUACGAUGUUCUCAAAAGUGACGCAGACCUCGAUACCUCUCUCUCGCAAGCCCCGAACGUAUGGCCCCGUUUUGCCGAACCAUUGAUUUACUGUCACAAAGUGGCGACUUUAUUGCCUUGUUUCUUGACUCCAGGUACAAGCACCAGCUACCUGAUCUCACAUUCGGCGGGCACUGCUCUAGAAUAUCAGCGUAUGAUCGACAAGGGCACCAUGUCCAAGGAGCAGAUCGCCUUGAUGCAGGCUUUCCCGGGCAGUGAAGGGAAGACUGCAAUGGCGUUUAUGAGCGAUCUCUUCAAACAUUCCACGUCAUAUUCAUCUUCGGAUCGAAAAAGAUCCACCUGA